CAAUAGCUCUUCUUACAUGAAAUAAGGGCACUUAGUCCUGCGUGGAAGUAUUGUAAAAUAAUUGAAGACUUUAAAUAAUUCAUUGACUAUAUUCACAAUGGAAUCUACUGCUUCGCUAAGCAAUUCUGUCGGUAAAAUGACGGCAACGCUUCUUAAGUUUAAUCCUCAUGCCAGUUUACAAUCACAACAGCCUAAUACGAUACCGGUGGAACCGAAAGAUGCAAAUCAUGAAAUCAAGUUACAGAAUGUUGUGGCCACGGUGUCAGUUGCUUGCGAACUAAAUCUUCGGGAUAUUAACAAUCGUACCCGCAAUUCGGAAUAUACACCAUCACGUUUUCAUGGUGUUGUAAUGCGCAUGCGAGAUCCGCGAUGCACUGCCUUAAUAUUUCGUACUGGUAAAAUUAUCUGUACUGGAGCACGUAACGAAGUUGAAGCUUCCUUAGGUGCGCGAAAAUUUGCUCGCAUAUUACAAAAACUCGGAUAUCCAGUUAAAUUCACUGACUAUCGACUACAAAAUAUUGUAGCCACAGUGGAUUUGCGUUUUCCGAUACGCUUAGAAAAUUUAAACCAAGUUCAUGGACAGUUCAGCUCAUAUGAACCUGAAUUAUUUCCUGGUCUAAUAUAUAGAAUGGUCAAACCGCGCAUGGUCCUAUUGAUAUUCGUUAACGGUAAAAUUGUAUUUACAGGAGGAAAGGCUAAAAAAGACAUUCUGGAAUGUUUAAAUUUAAUUUAUCCUAUUUUAUUAAGCUUUCGUAAAAAUUGAGGUAAACAAGACCAAGAUUUGUUGUGCAAAAGCAAGAGCAUUUAUUUAUUCUACUUUACAAAGAGUCAUGUCUUUUUUUGAUCGAGGAUUUGUUUUUUUUUUUUUUUUUGUUUUAUUGUAAAUAUUUUAAAUUUAUAGGCGAUUAUGUAAACGAAAUUCAAAGAUAUAUAAGAUAUAAGCAAAAAGUUCGUUCUAAGAUAUCAUUUUUGCAAAUAUUAAAAAGUUGACCUUUAUUUUAAACCUUACAAAUGCUGAUUUCGAUAUUUCGCUUUCCAAACAUACCAAACAUACGAGUGCCAAACUUUGUAACGUUUCGCUUCGCUUAAUCUGUUUACCGUUAUGCAUUUAACGGUUAAAAAACACAUACGAUGUAGACCUACAUCGCAACGCAUUUAAAGGCUAAGUAUUAUAUCAUAGCCCAUGAAAUAAUUUAUGAAAGGCAGAAAAUGGAUCCUACUCAGAGCAAAAAGUAAACUUCAUGACUUUUCAAACUUAUGGCACAACAAUUUAAUAAAAUAUGUAGUGGAACGUAUGUGAUCUCAUUCUAUGAGGAAGUAAUUUAAAUGAAAUUUGGACAUAAAUAGCACUGUAGUAAGAGUAGCUUCUGGAAACUAACGUAUCCUUAGAUGAAAGAAGUUUAUUACGAUUGGAUAUCUGACAUUGUAUUCUUCAUACUGUUUUCUUGUUUAAAUUAGUG
Glossina fuscipes is the source of this 1460-nucleotide messenger RNA. Its product is annotated as TBP-related factor. The coding region runs from base 98 to 763 and encodes 221 amino acids. Gene Ontology annotation, molecular function: DNA binding; RNA polymerase II general transcription initiation factor activity. The record is from RefSeq and is a predicted model, not a curated record. Gene Ontology annotation, biological process: DNA-templated transcription initiation. The transcript has 3 exons. Lineage: Eukaryota; Metazoa; Arthropoda; Insecta; Diptera; Glossinidae.